This is a messenger RNA of Pseudophryne corroboree (corroboree frog), 1139 nucleotides long. RefSeq lists its product as uncharacterized. Gene Ontology annotation, molecular function: oxidoreductase activity. Lineage: Eukaryota; Metazoa; Chordata; Amphibia; Anura; Myobatrachidae. The record is from RefSeq and is a predicted model, not a curated record. The transcript is spliced from 2 exons. Bases 162 to 1040 code for a protein of 292 amino acids.
UUGGUGCAAUCCGUAAUGGAGGCGGAGCCUUACAGAUCAGCAGCCAGCGUGCUGCUCCCAUGACCAUUAGAGCUGAACUUCAGUAGCGGCUGCUGCAGCUUUUUACGUCACUGUAUGACUGACUUCGGGCAGGAGUACAGUCACGGGCCGGCAUAGCAGAGAUGGAGCAGCAGCAGCAAGCCCAACAGCAAGUUGUGACUCUGAACAAUGGUGUCACCAUGCCCCUCCUUGGUCUGGGUACAUUUCGUUUGCGAGGGUUAGAAAAUCUGAUUCGUGCUGUAGAUGCUGCACUGGAAUGUGGUUACCGCUCAUUUGACACCGCCUCUGUGUAUCGCAAUGAGGGUGACCUGGGUGAGGCUUUGCGCCAGCUCCUGCCUAAGUAUGGAUUAAGCCGCUCUGAAAUCUUCAUUACUAGCAAGCUAUCGCCUGCUGAUCUGGGUGCAGGUGCACGCGAAGCUUGUUUGAAGAGCUUGACUGACUUAGGCUGUGACUACUUUGACCUCUAUUUGAUUCAUUGGCCAGGGAAGCAGGGCUGGCGGAGUGAUGAUUCCCGUAACAGAGCCACUAGAGAAGAAAGCUGGAAAUCCAUGGAGGACUUAUAUCUUGCUGGCAUUAUUAAGGCACUGGGGGUAUCCAAUUACACGGAGACUCAUCUGUUGCAGCUGUUAGGGUCAUGCCAUGUGCUACCUGCUGUGUUACAGGUGGAAUUUCAUCCACGUCUCCGACAAACUGCCCUUCUCCACUGGUGUAAGCAAAAUGGGAUCCACCUGCAGGCGUAUUCUUCUCUGGGAUGUGGGGAACUUUUGGAAAAGGAAGAAGUGAAAAAAGUGGCAAACACCCAUGGUCGCACUCCUUCCCAGAUAUUGCUUAAGUGGGCACUCCAGCAAGGUGUGGGAGUCAUUCCCAAAGCCUCUGCACCUGAGAGAAUCAAAGACAAUUUUAGGGUGUGGGACUUUGAAGUGAGUAAAGAAGAGGCUGAGUAUCUGAGUGGAGAUGGCAUAGAGAGGAGGUACUGCUGGGACCCUACUGGAGUGGCAUAGCAUUCUAUUCUGAUGGCAUACACAAACUGUGUCUUUACCUUAGCUGCCACAAGUGACAAAUUCUCUCUAUGUAAAACCAAACAUGCAUGCCUUUAACCA